Molecule: messenger RNA, 2888 nt
Organism: Vitrella brassicaformis
Lineage: Eukaryota; Vitrellaceae
Source: the annotation of a GenBank genome assembly
CAUGCAUGUAACACAAGAUAUCUGUCAAAGGACCGUUCCGGCUCCUCUCCACGCCGUUCCUACUACGAUGCGGCGCGCACUACACGACUACAAAACCCCCACACACGACACACACACACACACACACACAAGGCAGGCAGACAGGCACACUAGCCCGGCCCCCCUUGACACGCUGAUGACCCGCCCACCACCCGCCCACCCUCAUGCGCAUCUAUCUGUUCGUCGUGUCUAUGAUGAUUUGUAGUCAGCUUGUAUCAGCUUGGCAAUGGUCUCCAGCUGAAUGUUCGACGUGCCCUCGUAAAUGGAACCGAUCUUCGAAUCUGCGCGUACGCAUCCCAUCCACACACACAACGAGUGAGCCAAGGAGGCGGCUGUUGGGCUGGCUGUGCUGUCCUGUGCCAGUGUCGUGUCAGUCACCUCUGAAGAACUUCUCCACUGCGUAGUCCUUGGUGAAGCCGUACCCACCUGCACACGCCGCACGCCCCGCCAAUUUGCCCUUAUGCGUGUGUCUUUUGCCCUCUGUGUGCAUGACAUGACAUGACGUGCCUGCCUACCGAGCCAUUCGAUGCACUGCGAUGCUAUCCUCUCAGCCACCUACACAAACACACGCCGGCACACGAGAGGUGAGACCUCUUGUCUUGUCUGCUCCUGCUGUUUGUGUGGGGCCUGUAUGUCUGGCUGACCCUUCCAGCGUAAAGUUUGGCCAUGGCCGCCUCGGCGGUGAAGGGCAUGUUGGCCUCCUUCAGCGCCGCAGCGUUGUACACCAACAGACGGGCUGCCUCUAGCUCCAUACGAGCCUAACACACACACACAUUCACGGAACGAGAGAGCAGGGGUAAGUGUGUGUUGUCUGCCUGCUCCCCCUCCACUCACUUCAGCGUAUUGGAACUUCAUGCCCUGGAAGUCUGCGAUUCGCGAUCCGAACUGCUUCCUGUCGUGAAUGUACGGCAGCGCCACGUCGUAGGCGCCCUGCGCCAAACCAACCAUCUGAGCCGCUAUACCUGAUCGAGCAGAUCAACAUGCAGACGGGCAGACGAUUGAUUGACAUAAGACAGAUAGAUAGAUCGGCACAUCCAUCUCUGUGUUCGUGGAUGUCGGUGUCGGUUUCUCCACCUACAUACCAAUCCUUCCUUCGUUGAGGCUCUCGAUGGCCACUUUGUAGCCCUCGCCCACGUUGCCCAGCACCUUCCCGCGAGGCACCUGCGCAGAGACACAGCCAAGUUAUGUCUGUCACUUCCGUGUCUAUCUGGUGGGGUGUGCGUGUGAGGGUCUUUGAGGGUCUUACAAAGACGUCGUUGAGUAUGACUUCGCAAGUUGACGACGCCCGAAUGCCGAGCUUGUCAUACUUCUGGCCUACACGCAUCCACACACCACACCACGUUAAGUGGUCCGGCUUCCCGGGUGUCUGAGCCUGGGCUCACCGAUCUCGAGGCCUGGUGUGCCCGCAUCGACGAGGAAGGCAGUGAUGCCGCGGUGCCUCUGACACACAUAAAAUCAAUAUGUACCGAAUGCGCGCGUGUGUGCGUGUGUGUGUGUGUGUGCUCACUUUGGCGGGGUCGACAGUGGCAAACACGAUGAAGAGGCCGGCCUCCUUCGAGUUGGAUAUCCACUGCUUCACACCUGCAGACCCACACGGCACGGCAUGAGUGUAAUGCGAUCCAGCCGCCCCCUCGGGUCAGCUCUUAUGUGCCCGUCCAUCCAUCAUGCUCACCCACCCGCACCCCACCUGUGAUUCUGUAUCCGUUGUCGACCUCCCUCGCCCUGGCCUGCAGCGCGAAGGCGUCUGACCCAGAGCCGGCCUCCGACAGGCAGAACGAACCAACAGUGUCUGCAGUGCUCAUUCACAGAACAGUGAGUGAUUAUGCCGUUAGUUAGUGCAUUCGUUGAUUCAUUCAUUGCAUUCUCAGUCACUGGUCGCGAGUUUUGGAAGGUACUCCUUCUUCUGCUCGUCAGUGCCGAAGACGUACAGACACCGAUUGAUCAAAGUGUUCUGCAGUCAGUGUGGUAUACCAGACAGACACCAGACACACACACACACACACACACACACACGACGAAUCACAUCACACAUCGAUCACAUCACUUUCCUCUCGUCACUGAUUGCGGCAGCCAGCCAGCCUCCGUACGCACGUGAAUGUCGACCAUGACGGCCACAGCAGGGUCGACCCUGGCGAUUUCCUCGACCACCAGGCACGCCUCGACGAACCCCAUCGCACUCCCAUCGUACUCGGCCGGGAUCUCCACACCCAUCAGACCUGUUCAAAUCAAACAAACGACAGACACGUGCCAAUGCAUUGAUAGCUAUGUGUGAAGGGGUGUGCUGUGCUGUUGCUGAGUGAGUGAAUCACUGCUUAGUGGUUGCCUGCCUUGUUCAAAGAGGGCGGGCACGAUGGAUGGGUCGAAGGCACUCUGCUCGUCCAUCUUGUGAACCAACGGACCGAUUUGCUGCAGACAGAGGCAGGCAGAAUCAGAGAGAGGGUCAGUCACAAGACGUUUGAACACAGUCCUUUCCUUGACCAUCAAUUGCAAUGCAUUUCUGUGAUGCUGUCUGUGCAUUCAUCGUGUCUGUCGGAUUGCACCCACCUCCACUGCAAACUUCCUCACAGUCUCCUGAAGCAUCCUCUGAUCUGCAGACAAGCAGGCAGGCCCAAAACGUUUACCACACCAAAGUAGAUCGAUCUGCCGCAACUUCAUCACAGAAAGCCGGCUGUGUGUGUGCGUAUGUGUGGACCUUCUGAGAACACCGUCAGCGGCUGCCUUGACGAGAAACACCGAGCCGCCUGCCUCGCGCAUGGCACAGCCAUACUGCACAGAGGAGGAGAUGCUGCCCAUGGCAAGCGUCGCAAUGCCAUCAUCGUUGCUAUGAAUCCAUAACCGCAACACCAAAC